CAGUACGAAGCCAUCAGUGUAAUAGUGACCAUCUUUGAAUGGGAAGAACAUGGGAGUUGUGAGAAUAGUCGUUAUUGGAGCAUCAGAAUACAAGUAAGCCAAAAUAGUAUGUGCCAUUCGUGAAAUUUCCAUCGACUCGUACAUAUUACCUCCAGAACCAGCAUAGAUUAAACAGCGCGUGGAGUUGUUCACGACUAUAAUUGGCCGAUAGCCCCAAGCUGAUGAUCUCCACGAAUUUUCUGUAUUGUUGUUCGUCUGCGAAAAUGCGACUGCUUCUCCCGUUUUCCGAUCGAAUAAAGCGAAGAAAUUUGCCGAGUAGGAUGGUUCCUCCGUUAGAUUAAGCUUCCAUGCUGUCUGUAGAUAAUUCAUUUUCAGUACCGUACCUUCGGUUUGCAGUCUAUCGCUAGGUUCACUACUCACAAACCCAUCCUCGAUGUUUCCAAAAAGUCUUUCGGUGUUUGUCCUUCGAGUGAAUUCAGCAGCACUGUGACUCAUUGGGUAAAGAUCGAAGCUGCAAAACUAUCUUUCUAG
Messenger RNA from Haemonchus placei, 531 nucleotides. NCBI's taxonomy places the organism in Eukaryota, Metazoa, Nematoda, Chromadorea, Rhabditida, Trichostrongylidae. The record is from the annotation of a GenBank genome assembly.